UCGGCAGGAUGCGUGGGGCGACAGUGGCGUCCGGCGUGCUCCUUCUGGCGCUGGCCAGCCGCGCUCUCAUCCUCAUGCCCGACCGCUACUGCCUGGCCUGCAUCUGCAACGCCUCGACCAACUGCUCGCCCCGCAUCGGCUGCCGCCGCCAGCACGGCCAGCUCGUCUGCGGCCCCUUCCUGCUGACGGCUGAUGCCUGGAGGCGCGCGCGCGCCAGCGGCGGCACCUUCGCCAAGCGCUUCCGCUACCUCAACUACCGGACGUGCGCCAACGACGGCGCCUGCGCGUCCGAGGCGCUGAGCCAGUACCUGUCGCAAUCGGCAUCGGACUGCGACGGUGAUGGCCGCGUCACAUGCAAGGACUUCGGCAUCAUGAACCGCGCUGGCGUGAGCGGCUGCCGCAAUCGCACCGAGGCGCGGCGCAUGAUGCGCUCCACCUACUACCGCGUGCUGGAGUCUUGCCUGGUGGACGUGACGGUGAUGCUGCAGCAGCCGAAGCUGCGCAGCGGCUGCCGCUACGAGGCGUGA
Molecule: messenger RNA, 527 nt
Organism: Pollicipes pollicipes
Lineage: Eukaryota; Metazoa; Arthropoda; Thecostraca; Pollicipedomorpha; Pollicipedidae
Product: lysozyme-like
Exons: 1
Coding region: 9-527 (172 amino acids)
Molecular function (GO): lysozyme activity
Source: RefSeq, a predicted model, not a curated record